AAAGUUUUUACGAACGACUCGAACGAAAAAAUAGAAUAAAAUUAAGCAGUUGUUACUGUAAAACGUGAUAUUUAUAACAAAUUUAUUAAUCGUUUAUCUGUUCAUUGUUACGCUUGUACAAAUACUACUUCUAUCAUGGAAGAAUAUGCGCGAGAACCUUGUCCUUAUCGUAUAGUAGACGACUGCGGAGGUGCCUUUGCCAUGGGAUGCAUUGGAGGUGGUGUAUUUCAAGCGAUAAAAGGAUUUCGCAAUGCUCCAUCAGGAUUUAAUCGUCGACUACUAGGAAGUUUAACUGCGAUUAAAAGUCGCUCGCCUAUAAUUGCUGGUAAUUUUGCCGUAUGGGGAGGAAUGUUUAGCACAAUCGAUUGCACGCUGGUACAUUUCCGCAAAAAAGAGGAUCCAUGGAAUUCCAUUAUAAGCGGGGCGGCCACAGGCGGCAUCCUGGCUGCUCGAAACGGUGUCCCGGCUAUGAUUGGCAGUGCGGUGAUCGGUGGAGUCUUGUUAGCUUUGAUCGAGGGUGUCGGUAUAAUGUUUACUCGUAUUUCUGCUGAGCAGUUUCGAAACCCAACUCCCCCGACGGAUGAUCCUUCAGUACUCGGUGAUCCUGGUCAACAACAAAUGUCCUCAGCUACUCCUUCUCCUUUCGCUUUCGGUCAAUCUGGACAAAAUUAUCAGUAAAUGAAAGGUGCAAGAUGCGGCAGCGAUGCCCAAGAAGUAGGAAUUUCAGUUAUCGCCCGUUCAUCAGAUUCUAUUGAUAUCAAGCCGGUAGUUCAACGUUGUGGGCUUUCAGGAUUAAUGUAAAUGUAUCUAUUAAUUUAAAUUGAUGAGUGAAAGCAUGACUGAGUACUGUUGUCUGAAGUGUUUUAUUUGUUUGUCGAUCUCAUUCAUGCGGUUGAUAUUAUGUUGCUUGAUAAAUCGUCAGUCAAAUUACAAAGGCACGAAGACAGUGGUGUAUGCACGGAUAAUUGUGAAUGUAGAUUUGGAGAAUUCAUUUCAAGAUGGAUUAGAUUGGGUUUCUGCAGAACAGCUUAGCGAAAGAUCAUUUUUGAUGAUAGAAUUUCUUUCUUGUGAUGUUAUUUGAAAGUAAAAUAACUCAAGAAUGAUUUUUGCUAGUAUUUGUAGCAAUUAGAGGUGUGUAGUGCGUCAUUAAUCAAUAAGGGCUACUAAAAAAAAGGAAUUAUUUUGUUAUAACCAAUCAGUUCCGGCGGUACUCCGAAAGUAGACAACUAAUCAUAAUUAUAAACAACGGCUAGUUCAUGUACAUAUAAUUCAAAUCUU
Messenger RNA from Anopheles nili, 1278 nucleotides. RefSeq names its product mitochondrial import inner membrane translocase subunit Tim17-A. Gene Ontology annotation, molecular function: transmembrane protein transporter activity. Gene Ontology annotation, biological process: protein import into mitochondrial matrix. Gene Ontology annotation, cellular component: TIM23 mitochondrial import inner membrane translocase complex; mitochondrial inner membrane. The record is from RefSeq and is a predicted model, not a curated record. The coding region runs from base 136 to 678 and encodes 180 amino acids. Lineage: Eukaryota; Metazoa; Arthropoda; Insecta; Diptera; Culicidae. The transcript has 3 exons.